This is a messenger RNA of Jaminaea rosea, 510 nucleotides long. RefSeq lists its product as hypothetical. The coding region runs from base 15 to 476 and encodes 153 amino acids. The record is from RefSeq and is a predicted model, not a curated record. Lineage: Eukaryota; Fungi; Basidiomycota; Exobasidiomycetes; Microstromatales. The transcript has a single exon.
AUGCAUCGUCGACCAUGCCUUUGAGACGCCAUCAUCAUCGAGCUUUAUGCCAAAAAGAAGGGACAUUAAGGUUGCGAGUCCUCCCUUCGCUCGUUGCACUGCUGUCUCUUGCUCUCCUGGCGUCAAAGGCCGCCCACGCUCAGACUCUCGAUAGCCGCAAUCUCGCGAAGCAGAAGCCCUUUACGAUGCCAAGCACUGGGCUACAGAUGGCUGCGGAGACUCAAAGCGUGGAAGAACAGAUAAAGAGCGCAAUACUGCCCAGCGACGCCGCGACCAAUCGCACGGACGUCCUGACGACAGCGAAAGAAGAGCCCUCUCAAACCAGCGCAAGCUCUGUGUCACCGCUGAAUGCAAGCAUGACGUCAAGCAACACAAUCACCAUGACUCUUGGGGAGGCGUUGGAAUUUGGCCUGGUCUUUGAUGCGGUCUUAUUCACUGUGCUCUUCGUCGUGACGGCGCCGCUCUUCGUCCACUAGUGGGUAUUGUACGGUAGUGAGGGUUUGACGUGCG